CUCCAUCUCCAUGGCAGCCGUCGUGAGUCGUACAUCUCUACAACAUUCAGGCCUUGAGUCUCGUGGGUGCCGCUGGAUGUGGUCUGUUUCAGUACCCGUCUCCCAUUCGCAGUCCCAUUCGCAUUCGUGCCAAACACCCUCAUCGCCUCUUGAAGAUCUUGCACGCCAUACUCAAACCUGACUCAUCUUCCUCUCACACUCGGUCAAUCGACGAGCAAGCUGCAACUGGAGCUUUGGACGUCGUCCCCUCGCAACUCACACUAUUUGUCUCCCGCUCGUACUCGAAUCCCGAUCAUCCACGACUCAAUCGUGAAUUCAGGUUUGUGAUCUGUCUGCCUGCAGGUCUCUCCAGCUCCCUCCAGCUCCCUCCAGCUCCUCGCUAGGUUGCGCGCGGAAGAAAUUCGUUCGCCAAAGAACGAGCGGGAAAGAAGGAGGGAAGCAUUUGGACAGGGUUGUACGGUACCCGCCGAUCCUGCGCGAAUGCAUGCGCUUCUUUGGGCACUCGACCGGCAUCGUCAUUCUGCGCUAGCCGAGGGGGACGAGCGUGUUGGAGGCGGGCAGCAAGCUGCUCAUCAAACCGCGGGGAAAGCGCCGAGAACCCUGCCUCGUAUGACCCGUCGAUGCGCAAGCAAGUUUGCACGCUCCUCACCGACCUUCCUCAUCUACUGAUCGAGCCUCCUCUCCGACGGCCGCAGGAAACAAGCAGCUAUGCGAUCUCAAUAGAUAAGGCUGAGCGCAGCGCCGCAGCCUUCAUCCCACCAGCCAUCUCGAGGACCAAGCACUUAAACGCUGCACUGCGUCCACACUUGCCCGCGGCCACUCAUCAGACGAGCUGGCAUCAACCACCCUUGCACUCCACUCACGCUCUGCAAUAGACGUCCAAAUCGCCCAAAUCUGCUCUCUGUACGUACUGACAAGUCAAGCGUUGCCAUGCCUAUCAGCCUUAGAGCUCGCAAGUCUCUGGCUAAAGAGGCAGCCCCAAGCGGCA
Molecule: messenger RNA, 988 nt
Organism: Ceraceosorus bombacis
Lineage: Eukaryota; Fungi; Basidiomycota; Exobasidiomycetes; Ceraceosorales; Ceraceosoraceae
Source: the annotation of a GenBank genome assembly